Messenger RNA from Gamsiella multidivaricata, 3441 nucleotides. RefSeq names its product Na+ P-type ATPase. NCBI's taxonomy places the organism in Eukaryota, Fungi, Mortierellomycota, Mortierellomycetes, Mortierellales, Mortierellaceae. Gene Ontology annotation, molecular function: P-type calcium transporter activity; ATP hydrolysis activity; ATP binding. The transcript has 3 exons. Gene Ontology annotation, biological process: calcium ion transmembrane transport; intracellular calcium ion homeostasis. The coding region runs from base 117 to 3113 and encodes 998 amino acids. The record is from RefSeq and is a predicted model, not a curated record. Gene Ontology annotation, cellular component: plasma membrane.
CACAUUCAUCCCUACCAAGCACAUUCAAGCUACCAUCUACAUUCUCUCCAUUCUUACCCCAAACCUUCACAAUCCGUACCACCACUACCAUCAGCAGCUCCUCAUUCGCUAAGGUUAUGGGUAAAAUAACCGUCAAACUCGAGCCCGAGACCCCCUUUCACACCUUCACAGUCGAGCAGACCGCACAGCACUGCAACACCAGCAUCCUCGAAGGCAUCUCCUCUGAUGAGGCCACCAUCCGUCUGAAGGAAUAUGGCAGCAAUGAACUCCGCGGUAAUGGAGGCGUCAAGUGGUACAAAGUCCUCUGGCGCCAGAUCGCCAACGCCCUCGUCGUCAUUCUCCUGAUCGCCGCCGCCCUUGCAUUCGCCACUACAGAUUUCGCCGAGGGUGGUGUUAUUCUCUUUAUUAUCGUCAUGAACGCUGCAAUCGGCUUCUGGCAAGAGUUCAACGCCGAACAGACCAUGGAAGCUCUCCGCAACAUGUCUUCGCCAACCUCAAAGGUCAUCCGCGACGAGAUCCGGGUUACCAUUCCCAAUAGCCAAGCCGUCCCUGGAGACAUCAUGAUUUUCGAGGACGGAGAUGUCAUUGGAGCCGACUGCCGCCUCUUCGAGGUCUUCAACCUCGAGACUGACGAGGCCCUCUUGACUGGAGAGUCUCUCCCCGUCCAAAAGAACUUGGAGCUCAUCGAAAAAGUUGAUGAGGCCCUUGGUGAUCGUCUCAACAUGGUCUUUUCUUCCACAACCGUCGUCAAGGGUCGCGCUAAGGGUAUUGUCACCGAAACAGGGAUGGGCACACAGAUCGGAAAGAUUGCCACCACACUGAUGAGCGUUGACUCAAACGAGCAGACCCCACUCCAGAAGCGUCUCAAUAAGAUGGCCUACCUUGUCUUCCUUGCUGCUCUGAUCCUCGUCCUGAUCGUCUUUGCUGUCCACAACUUCAAAUACUCGAGCGAGGUCGCCAUCUAUGCCAUCUCUGUCUCGAUCGCCAUCAUCCCCGAGGGCCUUGUCGCUGUUGUCACUCUGACCAUGGCUUUCGGCGUUAGCCGCAUGGCUGAAGUCAAGGCCAUUGUUCGUCGUCUAUCCUCCUUGGAAAGUUUGGGCGCCGUCACCAACAUUUGUUCCGACAAGACUGGUACUUUGACCCAGUCCAAGAUGGUUGCUGUUCGCAUGUGGUUGCCUAGCGGGGGCUUCUACCGUAUUACUGGAACUGGCUUCAUCCCUGAGGGUGACGUUUUCCGCCAAGGCGAGACCACCGAUGGCGACUUUGUUAAUCAGGAGGAACAGAUCCCAGUCGGUGGCGGUUCGGAUCAUUAUCUUCGGGUUCUGCAGACUGCGUCGCUUUGCAACAUGGCCGAACUCCGUCGUACCCAGCAUCCUGAGACUCACGGCGAAUGGACUGCCAUCGGUGAUCCCACUGAAAUUGCCCUUCAAGUCUUAGCCUACAAAGCUGGUCUUGCCAAGCCCGAGCUUCUUGCCGAGGGCUUCCAAUUGAUUGCCGAGUUCCCCUUUGACUCCACUGUCAAACGCAUGUCGGUCCUUUACCAGGCCCCCAAGAGUAACGAAAAGUUUAUUUUCAUGAAGGGUGCUACGGAACGAGUUAUUGGCUGCUGUAACUUUUGGCGCGAUGGCGACGUCGAACACAGCUUGGUCGGAGAGAAGGCCGGCGCUCGCACCGCCUUUGAGGAAAUGAUUAACGAGAAGAUGAGCGCCCUUGCCGAGAGAGGUCUCCGCGUCUUGACCCUUGCCUACCGCGAAUUCGAGGCUCCACCUGGCGUUGAUUUGAUCCGCGGUUUGAAGCGCGAUGAGAUCGAGAGCGACCUUGUCUUCUUGGGCUUGGUCGGUAUUUAUGACCCUCCACGUGCCGAGUCCCGUCCCGCGGUACUCAAGUGUUACGAGGCCGGCAUUCGUGUCCAUAUGUUGACCGGCGACCAUCCCUCAACUGCCGCUGCCAUUGCAAAGGAAGUCGCUAUUAUUCCUGAGGAUCUGAACGUCAAGAACAACCCUUUGGUCAUGACUGCCCAUCAGUUCGACUCCAUGUCUGACGAAGACAUUGACAAGCUUGAGGAGCUACCUCGUGUCGUUGCUCGCUGCUCUCCCAACACCAAAGUCAAGAUGAUCUCUGCCCUGCACCGCCGCAACCUGUUUGCUACGAUGACUGGAGAUGGUGUCAACGACUCUCCUUCACUCAAGGCUGCUAAUGUUGGCAUUGCAAUGGGUCAAUCUGGAUCGGAUGUCGCCAAGCAAGCUGCCGAUAUUGUCUUGACGGACGACAACUUUGCCACCAUUGUCCAGGCUGUAGCUGAGGGUCGUCGCAUAUUUGCCAACAUCCAGAAGUUUGUACAGCAUCUGAUGUCUGCUAACGUCGCUGAGAUCGUUGUCCUGAUUAUCGGUCUUGCUUUCAAGGAUAACGAUGGCAAUGCUGUCUUCCCCAUGAGUGCUGUCGAGAUUCUGUUCUUGAACAUGAUCACAUCUUCGCCUCCAGCGAUGGGUCUUGGCCUCGAGCCUGCUAGCGAGUCCAACAUGCGUGAACCUCCUCGCUCGGCCAAGCAGGGUCUUUUCUCGUUCGAAGUCGUCAUGGAUACCUUUGUAUACGGCUUAGUCAUGGGCGCUUUGUCGUUUUUCAACUAUUGCGUCGUCGUCUUUGCACUCAACGACAGCAAUCUUGGAUCCGGCUGUAACGGCCACUUCUCAGAGCAAUGCGUUCCUGUGUUCAAGGCCCGCGCGACCUCCUAUGCGUCCUUGACGCUCCUAAUCCUUGCCCACGCAAUCAACUGCCGCGCACUUCGCGAGCCAGGCUGGACGCGCAAGAACCUCGCGACAUUGAAGUACAACAAGAUGCUGUGGAUGUCUAUUGUGAUUGGUGCGUUGCUAGUCUUCCCGAUUGUGUAUAUCCCUGGAUUGAACCAUAACGUGUUCAAGCAUAUGUCCUUGACAUACGAAUGGGCGUUUGUGUUCGCGGUCCUUAUCAUUUUUAUUGGUUUUGCGGAAGUAUACAAGUGGAUCAAGCGUCGUACGAUGAAGCCACUUUCGCUGGAGACAGAUGCGGAGAAGGGGAUGAAUCGCAUGCGCACGUUUACCUCUGUCAACGAUUCUGUCAUGGAGAAGAAGCUGUAAAGAUGGACAUAUACGGCAUUCAAGGUUACCUUUAUCAUCGAUAUCGAUGCACAUUUUUCAUUCUUUACUUUGUUCGUACUCGACGAACAAGAGUUGCAACAUAUACCGCCCCAUCCGACAUUCGAAUAAACAUAAUUCUCAAGAAUCUCAGCCAUGACUUCCUCUAAAGGACGACCUAGGACAACACAACGGAUGAUGAACUGUUGAACUGGCCAUUUUCAGUUUCUACUCUAUUCUUUUGGUUUGCCUGAUCGAUAACAGGCGCGAUACAUGUCGCCAUUGUCGGCGUGUUCAGCUUGUGUUACUUUACAUCGGGGGCAACAGCAAG